AAUUAUGAAUUUGGUCUUCGCUAUAAUCUUAAGUCUCUCUCUCCCGUAAUAUUAUUUAUGGACUAUGAUCCCAAUACCAACCCUUUCGACCUUCAUUUCUCCGGUAAACUUCCGAAAAGGGAAGUUUCGGAUUCAGCUUCUGUAGAUGUAGAGAAGAAAUGGUUAGUGAAAGACGAGAAGAGAAAUAUGUUACAAGAGGAGAUAAACCGGGUUAAAUCAGAGAACACGAAGCUAACCGAAAUGUUAGCAAGAGUUUGUGAGAAGUACUAUGCUCUAAAUAAUAUUUUGGAGGAGUUGCAGAGUCGAAAGAGUCCUGAAAAUGUUAACUUUCAGAACAAACAGUUAACGGGGAAACGAAAACAAGCGCGGGAUGACUUUGUUAGCUCCCCAAUUGGACUCAGUCUCGGAACUAUUGAGAAUAUCACUACAGAUAAAGCGACGGUUUCAACCGCCUACUUUGCUGCUGAGAAGUCUGACUCAAGCUUGACUGUGAAAGAUGGAUAUCAAUGGAGGAAAUACGGGCAAAAGAUUACGAGAGAUAAUCCAUCACCUCGAGCUUACUUCAGAUGUUCGUUUUCACCGUCUUGUCUAGUCAAGAAGAAGGUUCAACGAAGUGCAGAAGAUCCAUCUUUCUUGUUAAAAGUUACCGCCAUGGAUAUUGAUGUCGGACCAGUUGAUCCAUCUGUUCUCUACGAACAAGAUCUCCAUGUUUCAUCUGCUGUUUGGGAAGGACAGGAACGAGGUCUACUUCGUUGUCAAGAACACACUUCAUUACUUCAUCAAUGGAAACUCACUGAUGAACAAAUUAAGCUCGUAGACAAAGCUGGUUUCGGUUUCUUUCGCAAAAUUGGUCCAAUGAGUUUAAACAAUUCGUUAAUCUCUGCACUUGUUGAGCGAUGGAGAAGAGAAACCAAUACAUUUCAUCUUCCUUUAGGAGAAAUGACUAUAACGUUAGAUGAAGUUGCUUUAGUACUUGGACUUGAGAUUGAUGGAGAUCCUAUUGUUGGUUCUAAAGUUGGUGAUGAGGUUGCUAUGGAUAUGUGUGGUAGACUUUUAGGGAAGUUACCAUCUGCUGCUAAUAAAGAAGUUAAUUGUUCUAGGGUUAAGCUUAAUUGGCUUAAAAGAACUUUCUCUGAGUGUCCUGAAGAUGCUUCUUUCGAUGUUGUUAAAUGUCAUACUCGAGCUUAUUUGUUGUAUCUUAUUGGUAGUACGAUUUUCGCUACUACUGAUGGUGAUAAAGUCUCUGUUAAGUAUUUGCCUUUGUUUGAGGAUUUUGAUCAAGCUGGGAGAUAUGCUUGGGGAGCUUCUGCAUUGGCUUGUCUUUACCGAGCGCUUGGUAAUGCGUCGCUUAAGUCUCAGAGCAAUAUUUGCGGCUGCUUGACUUUGCUACAGUGUUGGAGUUAUUUUCACCUGGAUAUUGGUAGACCAGAGAAAUCCGAAGCGUGUUUCCCGCUUGCUCUUUUGUGGAAAGGUAAAGGCAGCAGAUCCAAAACCGACCUCUCUGAGUACCGUAGAGAACUGGACGAUCUUGAUCCAAGCAAGAUCACUUGGUGUCCAUAUGAAAGAUUUGAGAACUUUAUCCCACCACACAUUAAAGACAAGCUGAUUCUAGGAAGAUCGAAAACGACUCUUGUAUGCUUUGAGAAAAUAGAGCUACAUUUUCCAGAUAGGUGUCUGAGGCAGUUUGGGAAACGCCAGCCGAUACCUCAGAAAGUAAAACGCCGCGACCGAAAGAACCGUCGGCUUGAUGACUUGGACACGUCAAUGAGUCUAGCGUGCGAGGAAUGGGCUGAACGUGGGGACCACAUUGUGGACAGUCCUGGAGGUGGCAAUGUGGUGGAUGAUGGAGCUUACAUGGAAUGGUAUGCUAGGAUCAGUAUCACGAAACUAUACCGAGAAGCGUUUCUCGAGUCCCAAGUCAUGAAUAUGAUUGCUUGUAUGAGGGAAUUUGAGGAAGCUGCUUCAGGGAUUGCACUGGAGAGAUUAUCUCCAGUAGAGAGGGAAGUGAUGGAGAGCGUCAAAGAUACAUUUGCUAAUAGUUUGACGUUUGGAGGAUGGCAAGAGGUGGCGGUUAACAGUGGUUAUGGGAAGCGCCGGCGUCGGAAUGAACAAACUCCGACGCCAAACAAUGGUGGUGGUAAUGAUCUUUCGUCUCUUCUGCUUCAAAAGGACGACGCAUGAAGCCUUUGUGUUAGUUAAUCUUUAAAAUGUUGAAGUGUUUAUGUAUCUGUAUAUUAUUGGCCAUUUGGUUAGGACAAUAGCAGAACUUCAAUGAAACGAUAAUGCUUAA
Molecule: messenger RNA, 2290 nt
Organism: Arabidopsis arenosa
Lineage: Eukaryota; Viridiplantae; Streptophyta; Magnoliopsida; Brassicales; Brassicaceae
Source: the annotation of a GenBank genome assembly